ACUAAAAAAACCAGCCCAAUGCAGCACUCAAACGCGUUCUCUCUCUCUCUCUCUACAUUUUGUCUCUCUAAAUCCUCACUCUCUCUCUCUCUCUCUCUCUGACAGUAACCGGAUAACCAGAGUCCAGAAGAAGCCCCAAAAAGAAGACUCUUUUUUUCUUCAUUUUUUUCCCUUUUUUUGCUGUCGGCACAAAUACCAGAUCUGAAGCUAAAUCCAAAUUCGAGCUUCUAAACCAAACACCAAAACCAUGGAUUCAGAGCAACGACGCAAGCGAAAACGCAUCGCUAGACCUCUACACAACUACUUCUCAGUAAGAUCUCUAAUCCUGUGCUUCGCAUUCGUUGCUUUUCUCUACUUGUUAUCCAUUCGAAUUCCGAUGACUCCCUCUUCGUUCCGUCCCGUUCUCGUCGCUUCAAGCUUUCCUUUACUCUCCAUGUCUUCAAGCAAAUCGACUCGAGUUUAUCCUAACAGUAUUCUAUCGUCUUCUUCUUCUUCGUCGUCGUCGUCGUUGGUGAAGAUAGUGGAUCGAGUUCUGUUUCCUGAUCAUGUUUUGUUGAUGGUGUCGAAUAGUAUGAUGAUGAUGAAUAAGAAAAAUAGAUACGAAUUCAAAUGCGUUUACUAUGAAACAAAGUUGAAUAAUUAUACUCAGAUUAGGAGCUUUAUGAUAAAUUCCUUGUCUGUUGAUGACUACAGCGAGUUUCAAUCGAUUGUGAGGUGUCCACUCCCGCCUGUGAAUUGUUCCGUGGUGGUGAGUUUGGGGACUGGAGGAGGAAAAGGAAUGGAUUUGACUGAUAACCGGGCGGUUCAUAGUUGGGAGACCGUGGUGUACGCGGCUACUUUGGAUCGAAACACGGUGGUGGUGUUUGUGAAGGGAUUGAAUCUCCGGCCUGAUAGGGAAUCGGACCCGUCCCAAUUCACCUGCCAUUUUGGUUUGGGGAAUUGGGAGAGAGAGGGAAGGUUUAUGCUUAUAACUAAAGCAAUUAGGGCUUCUCAAGAAGUUGUGAGGUGUUUGUUGCCUCGGAGCAUGAGGUUGAAUCGUAGCAAGGCUCAGGGGAUUCGAGUCACUGUUGGUGUGACCCCUCAUGUCCACGCCAGGGGCCGUGAUCGUGUGCUUGUGCCAUCCGUGGCUAAGAUAGUCAAUUUUAAGUCUGAGGAAGAGAAGGGGAGGAGGAAGAAGAAGAGAAAUGGGAAAUACGAGCUUUGUGCUUGUACAAUGGUGUGGAACCAAGCUUCUGCUCUUCGCGAGUGGAUAAUGUACCACUCUUGGCUUGGAAUCGAGAGGUGGUUCAUUUAUGACAACAAUAGUGAUGAUGGAAUUAAGGAUGUGAUUGAUGAGCUUGAACUAGAGGAAUACAAUGUCACUAGGCAUGUCUGGCCGUGGAUUAAGACUCAAGAAGCGGGCUUCUCACACUGCGUUCUGAGAGCUAGAGAUGAAUGUAACUGGGUUGGAUUCAUGGAUGUUGAUGAGUUUUUCUACUUCCCGGUUCCAACCCGUAACCAAAGAUCCAGGAAAUUGCAUUUUCCUGGUCAAAACUCCCUUCGAAACCUGGUUAUGAAUUUUUCAUCAUCAUCAUCACCAUCACUAUCACCAUCACCAAUUGCAGAAAUCAGAACAGCCUGCCAUAGCUUUGGGCCGUCUGGAUUGAGGUCACCCCCUCCACAGGGAGUUAUGGUUGGAUACACUUGCCGGCUUCAGAGCCCCGAGCGACACAAAUCAAUCGUGCGCCCUGAUGCGCUCGACAUUUCCCUUCUCAAUGUAGUGCAUCACUUUCAUCUGAGGAAGGGAUUCAAAUACCUGAAUUUGCCCCAGAGCACAGCUGUGAUUAAUCACUACAAAUAUCAAGUAUGGGAGUCUUUUAGAGCAAAGUUCUUCAGAAGAGUUGCUACCUAUGUUGCCGACUGGCAAGAGAACCAAAACGAAGGAUCAAGAGAUAGGGCACCCGGGUUGGGAACAGAAGCCAUUGAACCGCCCAAUUGGCAUUUACAGUUCUGUGAAGUUUGGGACACAGGUUUGAGGGACUUUGUUUUGGCUAACCUUGGUGAUCCUGCUUCCGGGUUGCUUCCAUGGGAGAGGACUUUACUGUAACAGAUGAUGAUGUUAGGGGGAUGACAUACUUGAAGCUUGCCUGUGCAUGUAAACAAAAUUAGUCACACAACAAUCAUUCUUUCUUUUCAUUGUUUUCACUAUUUUGUAUCUGAUUUUUUUUUUACUUUUGUAGAAAUAUGACUAGAAGAAUUCACGGAUGAGUUACAGAGUUCUUUCAAAGCUUGUAAUUUUUCACAGAAAUGUGACAUAUUUUGUUUGUUCUUUAUGUUUAUCAAUAGAUUUGUUGACUCAUUUCCUUUC
This is a messenger RNA of Camellia sinensis, 2347 nucleotides long. RefSeq names its product glycosyltransferase family protein (DUF23). Gene Ontology annotation, cellular component: cytoplasm. Gene Ontology annotation, molecular function: glycosyltransferase activity. The record is from RefSeq and is a predicted model, not a curated record. NCBI's taxonomy places the organism in Eukaryota, Viridiplantae, Streptophyta, Magnoliopsida, Ericales, Theaceae.